This is a messenger RNA of Lethenteron reissneri (Far Eastern brook lamprey), 2189 nucleotides long. Its product is annotated as glycoprotein-N-acetylgalactosamine 3-beta-galactosyltransferase 1-like. Gene Ontology annotation, molecular function: N-acetylgalactosaminide beta-1,3-galactosyltransferase activity. Gene Ontology annotation, cellular component: membrane. NCBI's taxonomy places the organism in Eukaryota, Metazoa, Chordata, Hyperoartia, Petromyzontiformes, Petromyzontidae. The record is from RefSeq and is a predicted model, not a curated record.
UAUUAUUUCCCUUCUACGUGACUUUACCGAAAGAACCAAGAAGAUCAACUGCACUCUUCGAUAGCGCCGUUGAUUGCUGGCCGCUUGGCGGCUUUGUGCUGAGCAUUCCGCGAUUAAAAUAGAACUAGAAAACAAAUACUCAAUCUAGAUUUUAAAAAAAAUACUCCCAACACACACAAACACACACGCAAGCGCGGAGGCGUAUCCGUGAGUGCGAUCAUCACGGGGGAAAACCGCGAGCACUCGACGACGCCAACGCGAACUGCAGCGAUGGUGACGCUCUGCGUUGACGACCCGCGCCAGAACCUCUCAGCCGCGUGCCAUGAUCGGACCUCGCCGCCCCCCCUCGCUGGCGCUUCUCCUCGGCGUGAACGUCGGCUUCUGCCUGACCUACAUCUUCCUGCUGGCUCCCACGAACCUCGACGUGGCCGUGACUCCCCGUGAGCCGGCGCGACACGACGCUCUGCGGGAGCUCCGCGCGCGCGUCCGCGUCCUCUGCUGGGUCGUGACAUGCCCCCAAAAUGUCGAGAACAGAGCGCGACAUCAGCGCGACACUUGGACACGCGCCUGCGACCGCGUGCUCUUCCUGAGCUCCGUCGACGACGCGGAGUUCCCCGCCGUGGGUCUCGGCACCGAGGAAGGGCGUCAGCACCUCUACUGGAAGACGACCAGGGCAAUCCUCUACCUUCGCGAGCAUCACGUCGACGACGCCGACUGGUUCUUGAAGGCGGACGACGACACGUACGUGCUGGUGGACAACCUCCGCCUCUUGCUGAGCGCUCACUCGGCCCGAAGACCCGUCUACUUUGGCUGUCGCUUCAAGGAUCGGCACAACAGGAGCUUCAUGAGCGGUGGCGCCGGGUACGUGCUCAGCAGGGCCGCUCUCGUUCUGGCUGCCGACGGCUUCGGGUCGGGUCGGUGCGAGCAGGUCAGCCUGGCCGAGGAUGUGGCCGUCGGGGUCUGCUUGGAGAAGGUCGGCGUGGCUUUCGGCGACUCGAGGGACUCUGUCGGCCGCGAGACCUUCCACCCGUUUGUGCCCGAAAAGCUCCUGGUGCGUGACUUCAUCUCCAACAGCUCUUGGUACUGGAGGUACAGCUACCACCGGGCCGUGAGAGGUCCCCAGUGCUGCUCGGACUACUCCGUGUCCUUCCACUACGUGAGGCCGAGCUACAUGCACGUUCUCGAGUACCUGGUGCAUCGACUUCGGCCGUACGGCUACGCGUAUCGCUACACGGCGGAGAUGCCCGCCGAUCCUGAAGACGUUUGACUGGACUCGCAAAUCGAGGUCAAAAGCCACGACGCUCAGUUCUGCAACGGCCCAGAAGACCAUUUUUAAAUCCUUUAUAUUAAGUUCGCUUGCUUGCUUGCUUGCGUGCUUGCGUGCUUGCUUGCUUACGACCGUGCAAAUCUUUCUGUCGUUUUUUAACCCACUUCCCGUGAUCCAAUCGAGCUGACAUUUUGCACACAGACUCGUUGUGCGAGACAAUUAAUGUUCGUGAAUUUUUUUUCUCCAAAAUUUUACACUGUUUAGGGAAAACAAAUUAAAUAUUUAAUUACCAAUUGCUUAAUACUGGCAGACAAUCAUCUGACCCAUAGGUGGCAGCCAUCUCAAGCCAGAGGACGAGAGGACUCUAGCCGCCACGCAUAUAAAGGAUUUAGAGUGAAAAACUUAGUUUUUACGGGUUAUACUUAUUGUUUGUUUGUUUUGCUGACCAAUAGAGCACUUUGAACAAAUGGUUUGUGAAAACGUAGCACGGAGGAGGACGGGGCGACACGUUUUUAUUACACGCAUUUUUUUAAAAAAUUACACGAUUUCUUUUAACUCACUGUCUGUUGUUGUUGUAUCCUCAAAUCUUGUAACUCAAUUUUAACCCACUUCCCAAUGUGGUAUCGACUGCAAACGUGGUAUACUUAUGUCAUACUGAUGACAAUAAAAACAAAAUAUUUUAAAACAUUAUUUGGUAUAUGUUAUGUUUCGGCUUGGGUCUAAUUGUCCACGCUCAACUAAUGUUGGCUGUAAAUCACCACGGUCUCUUACGUUAUGGCAAGCUUCGGGGCCACUUCAUAGAGUCGUGGGGUUCUUCCAUUACGAGUACGGUACAUUUCAUUAAAGCGUGUUUUUAAAAAAGUUUUUCAAAUAUUACUUAUUUGAAACACAUUCGAAGAAUGUCGAAGUUAGAAGGACCUGU